AGUUUGCUGUUGAACGAUGUUAGCUCCACGUGAGGAGCGCAGAGCUUAAUAUAGGCUCUUUCUGCUGGAGAAAUCAUGACACAUUCCUCCCGUUGUCAGUAGACAGUCACCGGUAGCUCCACGAAACGAGUUUAGCUCUUUGUUUUACGCGUUUGUGCCACAAAACAUGCAGAGAAUAAAGCCUCUGAAAACGGGUUGGCAGCUGCUGAAAUCAAGCUGUGAGGGAGCAGCGAAACAAGUCAACACCUCGCCUUCGACCUCCCGAUAUUACAGCCAUCGGCCUCCUCAGGGUCGCGGCUCCUUCGGGCUCCUUUUCGACAUCGAUGGGGUGCUGGUUCGGGGCCGGACGCUGAUCCCCGCGGCCAAGCAGUGCUUCAGGAGCCUGGUGGACGGCGAGGGGAAAUACAAGGUGCCGGUGGUGUUCGUCACCAACGCUGGGAACUGCAUGAGGCAGACCAAAGCUGAGCACCUGUCCGAGUUGCUGGAUGUGCAGGUGUCUCCAGACCAGGUGGUGCUGUCCCACAGUCCUUUGCGAAUGCUCACCCAGUUCCACAAAAUGCGUGUGCUGGUGUCGGGCCAGGGCCCCGUCGAGGAGGUCGCACACAACCUCGGCUUUCAGGACGUGGUUACCAUCGAUAUGCUCCGAGAGGCAUAUUCCCUUCUUGAUGUCGUAGAUCACAGCAGAAGGCCCAAACACAAUACUCCAUCCAGCAAAGGCUUGCCACCAAUAGAAGCUGUCAUCUUAUUUGGUGAGCCAAUCCGAUGGGAGACCAACCUCCAGCUCAUCGUUGACGUGCUCCAGACAAAUGGGAACCCAGACGAUGUCUGUAGUGCCAUGCGGUACCCUCACAUCCCGGUCCUGGCCUGCAACAUGGACCUGCUGUGGAUGGCCGAGGCGAAGAAUCCCAGGUUUGGUCACGGCAUGUUCCUGGUGUGCUUAGAGAGCCUGUACAAGAAGGUCACCGGCUACGACCUGAAGUACGAGGCUCUGAUCGGUAAACCCAGCGUGGUGACUUAUAACUACGCUGAGCUGCUGGUCAGUCAGCAGGCUGAGAGACUCGGCUGGAACACACCUGUGAAGAGGCUGUACGCAAUCGGCGAUAACCCCAUGUCGGACAUUUACGGCGCCAACCUCUACAACAACUACCUUCAGGCUUGCCAGCGAACCACGGCCCAGGCGCAGACUCGGAGUGGCGGAGGAGAUCCCUCGGCAGGAACCGUUGCCGCCGCCUCAAAGGUGACAUCGACGGUCGCGGUCGGGGUGGAGGAGGAGCUCCCAGAGGGGUGCAGCUCCAUCCUGGUGUGCACUGGCGUGUACAGCAGAGACCAGCAGGAGCAGCACGUCUUCCACGGGCACCGGGACUUCCGCUUUGACCCCGCCCUCACGCAGCCGUCCUUUGUGGUGGAGGACGUGAAGGAGGCGGUGGAGCUGGUGUUUCAGCAGGAAGGCUGGCCUCUGGACUAGGACGUCUCACUUCUCCCUGACCCUGGUUCUCACGGCGCAGAUGUCGCCGUUUCGUUGGCUGGUUCCUCGAGAUCUUCACAGUGCCACAGAUUCAAAAAGCAGCAAUAUGCAGUUUUACACUAAAUACAGGAACGUUACACUCAUUUUCUGUCGUCAGGCAUCGUCAUGCGACACAGACCGCUGCACUAUCAAUAUUUAGUAUUCUUAUGAACACAUCACUGUUUCUAAUGGCCCCACCUACCACCUGUAACACUGUCAACUUUAUCAAGAGGGACGUUGAGUCCCUCCUUUCCUUUUGUACAAUGCAAUGAAUUCACUUUUCUUUUUUUUUAACUCGUGGAUGUUGAGGAAUUCUAGGUGUUGAGUUACAUGUAUUUUUACUACAAUUAGACUUUUGUAUAGUAUGCGUCAGUUCAUGGACAAAGUCCAUAAGAUGGUUCGUCUGACACAACGUGUUUCUCGAGAGGAAUAGAUGGAUCUUUUACUAUUUGCACAACCGUCUACCUAACUGGAUCAUCUUGCCUUUUCAAAAUAUAGCCCCACCCCCCCAGCAGGUCUUCAUUAGACCAGUCCUGCUGUUUGUUUUUACUGCCAUCAUAUUUCAGCUCCAUUUGUUUUUAAGAUUAGGCGGGUGCGUAACGCCGUAACCACCAAUGAGAUUAAGUUUCCAGGUUUCAGUCAAGUUCAGUUUGGAUUCAAGCCUCAAUCAAGAGUACGGUCAUUUUAAUUUAAACUACAUUUUUGAAAUGGAAAAAAGUACCACAGUUGCAACCAAAUGGGGGAAAAAGGUGCCAUUUUUUUGUGAAAUGGUUAAAGUCAUGAAAAUGUUAGGAAUGGUCAUUAUAAAUGUUUGUAAUUAAAGACUUGUAUGGGAGGAACAUGGA
Pseudoliparis swirei is the source of this 2349-nucleotide messenger RNA. RefSeq names its product haloacid dehalogenase like hydrolase domain containing 5 (gene hdhd5). The coding region runs from base 167 to 1465 and encodes 432 amino acids. Gene Ontology annotation, cellular component: mitochondrion. Gene Ontology annotation, biological process: glycerophospholipid biosynthetic process. The record is from RefSeq and is a predicted model, not a curated record. NCBI's taxonomy places the organism in Eukaryota, Metazoa, Chordata, Actinopteri, Perciformes, Liparidae. The transcript is spliced from 8 exons.